AUAUCCGGGACUGGCCUGGGCUUGCUCCGCCAAGCCCCGUUCCUGCAGCUGUCCACCCCCGCCACGCAGCGCGAGGGGAUAGGGGUUGGGGGUGGUGGCUGGCGGAAGGGCGGGCGGGAAGGGGGCGCUGGCGGAAGGGAUGGAUGGGUUGAGGGGGGAGGACACGCGGACGGAGGGGGAGGGGGAGGAACAGCAGCAAUAGUGGGGGGAGGUGGAGCAGGGAGGUGCAAGGAGACGGAGAAGGAAGGGCAGUGUGGCGUGCGGGAAGGGGAGGAAAGGAUAGAGGGAGUAGGGGAAACUGGGGAUUUGGAGGGCGAAACCAAAGCGUGCAGCAGCAGCAGCCGCAGCAGCAGCAGCAGCAGCAGCGGCGGCGGCGGCGGUGUGGGUGGUUGGAAGGGGCUUCUCAGCUCUCAGGCGCAGCUGCUGCUAGUGCAUGAUUCCUCUGCUCCUGAGCAUGGCUCCACUGUAACAGUACUCCCCCCCACGGGGCAUUUGCGCCCCGGAAAAUUGGCAUCAUCCCCCACUUCUUGUGGCGAUGCAGAGGCGUGUGAAAGCGGAGAGAGCGGAGGAGGAGGAGCAGCGGGGUUCGCGGGUGAAGGGGGGGUUGACCAAAGGGGAACAGGGGCCGGGGGAGCAGGGGCGGGGAUGGCGCGGGUGGGGUAUGCACUGAACGAGGGGCUGCUGCGCGCCUCUCAGAGGCGGCUACGCGUGGACGUGCACCUGCUCUGGCGAUUUCUGCAAAUACUGUGCCUGCAACUGAGGGAGGGGUUGCGGGGGGCUGCAUCCACGCCCAUUGCCACGGUCACGUCGGGACGCAACCGAUCAGAGCGCCUUGCCCAUCUUUUUCCUGAGUCGCUGCGUACGCGUUUUGAAGCACCACUGUUCAUCUACACAGAAGAGAAGGCGUAUCUGGCGAUGUCAGAGGCAGCCAAGGAGAUGGUGGGGGUGCGCUCUGUGAACAAGAGCAUUCCUGCACACAACCGCUGCUUCGGCGCAUGGUGGAAGAGUGUGCUGGUGGAUCUGGUGGUGGGGUACGACACCAUCCUCAUGAACUCCCUCAUCUCCUCUCGAGGCAAAGGCUUCCUGUACAACGCGCACACCAAGGAGCUGUACGACCUCAACCUCGCUGCCACGAGGGGCAGAGCUGCUGCCACCUCCUUUGAAGACGUGAUCUCGUUCAAGAUCGGGGUGGUGUUCACGUCGGUCUUCAUCUUCUUCAUGACCCUCCUCGCUGUGUCCUUCACUCUCAGGGAGACCCAGAGCCGCAUGCUCAAAUUCACCAUCGCCCUGCACCAUCACGCGCGCCAUCGCCUGCCCACCUUUCGGCUCAUCGCCAUGCACAUCCUCGAGUCCCUCGUUUUCAUUCCUAUCAUGAUCGGCAUUCUCUUCUUCCUCUUUGAGUUCUACGACGAUCAGCUGCUGGCCUUCAUGGUGCUCACGCUCGUGUGGCUCUGUGAAAUCUUCACGCUCAUCAGCUGCCGCUCGCCCCUCUCCCGGCGUUUCUUCCCCAAGUUCUUCUUCCUCUUCUUCCUCCUCUUCCACGUCUACUUCUUCACCUUCACCUACGGCUUCUCCUACCUAGCGUUCGCCACAGCAGCGGCCUUCCUCAACCACAUCGCCAUCUUCCUCUGGAACCGAUGCGAGAGCGAGCACCAGGAGCCGCCACAGCACGCGCUGCAGCAGCAGGGAGGAGGGGGAAGGCCAGGCAGACACAGGGGGGCCCCUGCUGCUAUUGCUGCUGCCGCUGGUACUGGGAACAGCAGCGGCGGCGGCAACAGCGGCAGCGGCGGCGGCGGCGGCAGUGGUGGCAGCGGUGGUGGCGGCGGCAGUGGUGGCAGCGGUGGUGGUGGUGGCGGCGGCAGUGGUGGCAGCGGUGGUGGUGGUGGUGGUGGCAGCGGUGGUGCAAUGCUGGGAGUGGCGGCAGUGGUAACACCAGCGGACGAACAGGUGGUAACAGCAGUAGUGGCACUAGUGGUGGCAGUGGUAAUAGCAGUGGCAACGGCAGCAGUGGUAGUGGUGGUGGUGGUGGCGGGGGUGGCGGCGGCAGUGGCGUCAGCGAAAGGGGUCAUGCAAAAGGGAAUGAUGGGAGGGGCAAUGGGCAUGGGAGUCACUCUCGCUCGGGUCUGCAAUCACUGCAGCAGCACCACCAGUGGCAGCUGCAGCAGUUGCAGCAGCAAUGCCACUCGCAGCAAAGCUGUCUGCACCACAAUCACUCUCAGCUGGAAGCCUCAAAAGAAGCUUCAAGGACUUCAAGGGAAGCUUCGAACAAAGCUGCACGCGAAGCUGUACACGCCAUGAGGCUUACGAGCCCCAUGCACUCUUGCAACCACCUGCUACAGCCUCCCCGCUCUGCAGAUUCGGCUCUAGAGCACAGCAGCAGCCAGCGCUGCCAAGAGCCGCAAGUGCCAAUGCAGCAAGUGCAGGAGCCAGAGCAGGAUGAGCAGGAAGGGGAGCAGUACGCACAGCAGAGGGAGCCGCAACUACAGCAACACAUGCACGACCCCCACAGUCAGCACUGUUCGAACCACAGUCCGUUGCAGGUCGACUGCCCCUGUGUCCCACCCCCAUCACCAUCCUCUCUCCAACCCUCCAGCUCUCCACUGCACCGUCCUCCUCUGGCCCCCCUCUUAUCUCUCCUCUCACCCUGCCACUUUCUUGUCUGCCAUCUUAACCCCUGCCCCAUUUUACACUCCCCGCUUCCAAGUCCACCUGAUCCUGUUGUUGAUCCUCCCUCCUGCUGCACCACUGCUGCUGUUGACCGGUGUAGAAGUUUUCAAGACACAGCCGCUGGUUCCUGCAGAACCAGCAGCUGCAGAAGCAACAGCCAAACUGGCAAGAAUUUCAGCAUACUGUGUAGCAGGGGCAGCAUGGAGGCCAG
Molecule: messenger RNA, 2878 nt
Organism: Closterium sp. NIES-67
Lineage: Eukaryota; Viridiplantae; Streptophyta; Zygnematophyceae; Desmidiales; Closteriaceae
Source: the annotation of a GenBank genome assembly